This is a messenger RNA of Phymastichus coffea, 2835 nucleotides long. RefSeq lists its product as uncharacterized. Lineage: Eukaryota; Metazoa; Arthropoda; Insecta; Hymenoptera; Eulophidae. The transcript has a single exon. The record is from RefSeq and is a predicted model, not a curated record. The coding region runs from base 1 to 2835 and encodes 944 amino acids.
AUGGGUCGCAGAAAACUUACAGAAGACGAAGCAGCACUGUCAAAACACAAAAGACGUACUACAAAAACACAAAAUCAAAGCCGUAGACGACAACUAGCUCGACAACGUAUUGUUGAUAAUAACCGCAAUAUACUAGAAUCUGUUACAACAGAUUAUUUAGGUCCAAUGAAUAUUUUGUGUCAACAUUGUAAAGCUAAGCAUUUCAAAGAUGAAACGGUUUCAAAUAAAGGAUUGUCCUUUAAUGAUUGUUGUGGUCACGGAUCAGUAAAAUUAAAUCCUUUACCAACUUUACCGCAUGAACUCAAGACAUUAUUCGACGGAGAACAUGAUAAAUCAUCAAGAUUUUUUGAGCGUAUACGAAAUUAUAAUAAUUCUUUAUCUUUUGCUUCAUUCAACGCAAAUUUGGUUAGUUUUCAAACGCGUCAAGCAGGUCCGUUUUGUUUCAAAAUCCAGGGGCAAAUAUAUUACCAAAUUAAUACAGCCCUAUACCCUAGCGAAGGCGAAAGUCCUUCGUUUGGACAAUUUUUCAUAAUUGAUCAAAAUGAAGCUUUAGACUAUCGAAUUCAACAAAAUCCUGUUAUAGAUUACGAAUUAAUGACAAUUUUAGAUAGCAUAAUACGUAAUAAUAAUAUUUAUGCAAAAUCUUAUCAGAUGAUGAACGACGAAAUACGUGUACAGCAGAUGAUAACUGAAAUAAAUGGAAAUUCAAAGCAAUCCGAAUUGCAAUUAUUAUUUUCAUUAAAACCUGGUCAAGACAGUCGGCGAUAUAAUUUUCAACGAGUGAAUGAAGUUGCUGCAAUUUUUUCGACAACUGCUGACGGUGAAAUACCUGAAUCAUAUGUAACAAUAAGAAAUAAAAAUACAAAAACGUUACAAUGUGUUAGUUCCUUAGAUCCUAAUGUUGAGCCAUGGAUUUAUCCUUUAUUCUACCCAUAUGGUUCUCAAGGUUGGCAUCAAAAUAUGUUCCGCAUAAAUCAAAAUCGUAGAAUUACACGAUUAGAUUAUACUAAAUAUCGAAUGGCCAUAAGAGAAAAUGAAUUUAACCCUAUUAUAAGAGGACGUAGACUGUUUCAACAGUGGGCUGUGGAUAGUUAUGUAAAAAUUGAAAAAGAUAGAAUUCAGUAUUGCAAAAAUCAUCAAAAAGAAUUGAGAGCUGAUACAUAUCAAGGUUUACAUUAUCACAUGAGAAAUUGUGCAAAUGAUGUAAAUGGACGUGUAGGUAAAACUAUAAUUCUUCCUUCAACAUUUACGGGUUCUCCACGAUAUAUGCAACAAUGUUAUCAAGAUGCAAUGGCUAUUGUUAAUGAAACAGGAAAACCUGAUAUUUUUCUAACAAUGACAUGCAACCCGAAUUGGCCAGAAAUAUCAGAAAAUUUGUUGCCAGGCCAACAAGCUGCCGACAGACCAGAUUUGGUAGCAAGAGUUUUCGAUCUGAAAAAGGAUCGUUUACUUGAUAUUGUUAUAAAAAAAAAAUUCUUCGGAAAAGUUGCAUCUUACGUAUAUGUUAUUGAAUUUCAAAAGAGGGGGUUGCCACAUAUGCAUUUACUAAUCACAUUAGAACAAGGAUAUAAAAUUACUACUUCUGAUAUAGUUGAUAAAUUCAUAUCAGCUGAAAUUCCGAUACAAAUAAGACAUCCGCAUUUAUUUGACAUCGUUAUGAAGAACAUGAUUCAUGGACCUUGCGGUGACUGGUGUAUGAAGGAUGGCAAAUGCUCCAAAAAUUUUUCUAAACAAUUCCAAGAAGAAACAACGAUGGAUGAAAAUGGGUAUCCACAUUAUCGUCGAAGUAAUGUUAAUGAAAAUAAUCAAUGGGUUGUUCCACAUUGUGCUGAAUUACUACUGAUGUUCGACUGCCACAUUAACGUGGAAAUUGUCUCAAGUAUUACAGCUGUCAAAUAUUUGUAUAAAUAUAUUUAUAAAGGACAUGAUGCAGCUACAGUUGUCAUUGGCCAAACAGAAAAUGAUACCUCCAUCGAACACGAUGAAUGUCGUAAUUUUAUUGAAACACGUUAUGUUGGUCCUGUAGAAGCAUGUUACCGAAUUUUCAAUAAAGCACUGCAGGAUAAAAGUCACUCUGUUCAGAGACUUACAUUACAUUUACCAAAUGAACAAGCAGUACUCAUUGUAGACAAUGAAGAUGAAGCUUCAUGGUUAGCAAAUUUAAAUAAUUCCAGUAGUAUGCUACUUGAUUUUUUCACUUUGAAUGCUACUAAUGAAACAGCUAGACAAUAUUAUUACACUGAAAUUCCUAAAUACUUUACUUAUAAGAAAAAAAAAGUUGAUGGUCAAUCUGUUUCUUCUUGGGAAACUCGAAAAAAACAUUUUAAUGUAAUAGGCCGUAUGUAUUCUGUGAGUCCUACACAAAUUGAAUUAUUUCACUUAAGAUUAUUAUUAUUACAUGUGAAAGGUGCUGUUAGUUACAACGACUUGAAGACUGUAGAUGGUGUACUGCACCCUUCUUUCACAGCUACAUGUCUAGCAUUAGGAAUUAUUGAAGAUGAUGAUGAGUGGGACAAAGCAAUGAAAGAAGCAGUAACUUGGAUGAUGCCUAGACAUCUAAGACAUCUAUUUGUUCGUAUAUUAAUUCACUGUCAACCUAUUCAUCCUGAAAAGUUAUGGGAAACGUUCAAAAACUCAAUGUCUGAAGAUUUUGCGCGACACAAUGAAAUAAAUAUCAGUCAUCAAAUGGCUUAUUCUGAAAUAAAUGAAAUUUUAAUAGGAGAGGGGAAAAGUUUGGCCGACUUUCCAACAAUGGAUCAAAAUGUUAUCAAUAUUAUAAGAGACAAUAAUAAUACUGAUGAAGUAAAUCAUUUGUGGGAAGCUGGCAUUCAAUAA